AUGCCGCCUAAAGGCUCUCGCAAGGCUGUGGUGGACCCGCUAGUUGCUGACACCAAUACUCUUACGGAUCCUGCAUUGUCAACCACGGGAGGGAAGAAUGAAGAGUCAGUGAUCACGGCAGCUCAAGUUGUGGACAACGCUGCUGGCUCGUCUGGACUCUCAGUAGAAGAGAAGUGUGACACUAUUGUGGAUCUGGACGAUGCUGUUGAAGAGUUGGUGGACGACUCCGACGAUGAACUGGAUGUUGACUUCAAGGCUGAUGAGCUUUCUGCCUCCCUGCGUGUGAACCCGCUUAUACUGCCGAUCGUGCUGGAUCCUGCAGUUGCUCUCAUCUCCACCGGCAACCUGCGGGGGGAAUGGUUGUGCACUCAAACGGGCUACAGGAAGGCGCACGGAACGUCCCUCAUGGAUGUUGCCGCUCACAUCAAGCUGGCGAACCAUCUGCAGCAUCUCGAGACGCUCGGCACUCCCACCAAGCCCACCCUCGAGAAAGCAAGUCUCAGCGCGAUCAAGAAGGACUACGAGAUUUAG
Messenger RNA from Closterium sp. NIES-65, 531 nucleotides. The record is from the annotation of a GenBank genome assembly. Lineage: Eukaryota; Viridiplantae; Streptophyta; Zygnematophyceae; Desmidiales; Closteriaceae.